GAAUCUUUCGCAGUUCUCUAAAAGAAGUGAGCAUGUAAAGUAGUGCGUGGUCCAAACAACCUCCUUUUGUUUUUUAAAUUAAAUAUUCCGUACGCAUAUUCCGAUUAACAUGUCUUGCAAAAAAGAAUACAUGAACAAUAACAACAUAACUGUUAUAUUGUUGGAGACUGAAAAGAAAGACGUAGAGAACCAAACUGUAGAAGAGGAUCCUCUGACGAAAGCCAUCGGAGCUCUCGGGAAAUGGCAAAUAUGGAUAUGCUUCGUCGUAUUCCUUGUCAAAUUCCCAGUGGCCUGGCAUCAGAUGAGCAUCAUAUUCCUCGCACCACCCAUGAACUUCACAUGCGCUGAGACACAAGUUGAAGAUAAGUUUGAUAACGUCUGCUACGCUAACUGUACUGACUUCGAGUACGACCGAAGUAUCUUCAAAGAAACGAUCAUAUCACAAUGGGACCUGGUGUGUGACAAACAAUGGCUGAAGAACCUCACACAGACGAUCUUCAUGCUCGGCAUCCUUGUGGGAAACAUGAUGUUCGGCCAUCUCUCUGACAGAUUCGGACGUCGUAAUCCAUUCUUGGCAGCAGUUUUCCUGCAGCUGAUAUCAGGAGUGACCACAGCGUACUCAGUCAACUGGUACAUGUUCACGACUCUUCGAUUCUUCCUCGCUGUGGCCACUGGAGGCACGAUGGUGACCAGCUUCGUCCUAACAAUGGAACUGAUUGGAGCUAAAUACAGAGACACUGUCGGAAUAAUCUACCAGAUCCCUUUCAAUCUUGGGCACUUGACUCUACCCCUAUUCGGAUACUACCUUCGGGAUUGGAGCACCUUCCAGCUUGCGAUCUCACUGCCAUCUGUUUUGUUCCUGAGUUACUACUUCCUACUCCCUGAAUCGCCAAGAUGGCUUCUAACUGCUGGAAGGACGGAGGAAGCUGUCAAAAUCAUGGAAGUUGCGGCGAAAAGAAACGGUAGACCAACAGAAGGAAUAGCAGUAUCUUCACAGAAGAUUGUUGUUGACAACGAUGGUAAACAAGAAGAACAUGCGUCGUUCAUAGAUCUCUUCCGUACGCCACGCCUACGUGCGCGCACCAUCGCUAUCUGUUUCAACUGGUUCGUCUGUGGACUCUGCUUCUUCGGGGUCUCACAGUACAUGAGCCACAUAUCUGGAGAUAUUUUCACCAAUGUUGCUAUUUCCGCUGCUAUUCAGGUUCCUGGGACCUUGAUCUCCGUCUACACCAACAAAGUUCUGGGCCGCAAAAUCACUCUGAUCAGUGCGAACUGCAUCACUGGAAUCAGCUGUCUCCUCAUCAUCGUCGUGCCGCAGUCUGGAGCCAGUCAUUUGACACUUGGCUGCACAGGACUCUUAGGGAUGAGCAUCUCCUUCGCCACCGUGUAUUUAUACGCAGGGGAGCUAUUCCCAACUGUUGUUAGAAACUCAGGAGUUGGACUGUCAUCAACAGUUGCUCGAAUAGGGUCGAUGGUAGCUCCGUUUGUUGCCACUCUGUCUCACACAAGUGCUUGGCUACCACCUCUGGCGUUUGGUAUUGUGCCAUUGAUAGGCGCUGGGCUUUGUAUGCUGCUACCUGAUACCCGUGGAAGGAAAUUACCCGACACAUUAGAAGAAGGUGAAGCGUAAAUUGUUGCUAUGGCUUUAACAAGUAUUCCUUUAUAUUUAAAUCUCAUUGUGGUGUAUGAAAGUUUUACAGUGUGACUGCGAGCGUAUGUGUAUGUUUAUAAAACCUUAUUUAAAGACUUUUAAAUGUAAGUGUUCUCGACAAUUUGUUGCAAAUCAUUAUUUAUAUUUGCAAAAUGUAUUUAUGACAACGAUAGGCUAAGUUUAGACUAAUGAUGGUCUAUUUUUAUAGGCUGUGAUAAAACGUGAAUAUUGUUAUGAAAUAAAAUAUCAAAUUGUGUAAUAA
Molecule: messenger RNA, 1913 nt
Organism: Spodoptera litura
Lineage: Eukaryota; Metazoa; Arthropoda; Insecta; Lepidoptera; Noctuidae
Product: organic cation transporter protein
Biological process (GO): transmembrane transport
Cellular component (GO): membrane
Molecular function (GO): transmembrane transporter activity
Source: RefSeq, a predicted model, not a curated record